ACGGUUCUUCCUAGUGGAGAAGAUGGGCAAAUCGCACCAUGACUUCAUACCGACCAGGUAACACCUCUGGUAGGGCAACUGAUGGUACCGCGCUCGUUUACACCUUCACCUUGCGAAAGCUUUUAAAUUGGGCACCGGACUCACAUAGCUCACCAAUUCGAUACUAGCACGCGUUCUUGUUGUUUCUAGUGAUGGUGCUGAUGAUGAACUACCUAACAUUGCUUGCAUGUCUGGCCGUGGCUGUGGAAGCAGGCAGCUAUGGAGGCCCUCAAACUAGUCUGGAAGACAUUGAGCGCGAUUACAACACUAACGAUAAGAUAUCCAACUACAACCCGCCUUCAAAGGGCGGCAAUGGUGCAGUAGCCUCCCCAUCAAAGUUCGGGUUUGUUCCCCACCGAACGGCCUCCUCCUACGCCGCCACUCGUCCCAAGUUCCAGUACACCCAAACCAACUACCAGGUGAAGAAGGCCGCGGCCAAACUGCCCAAGUAUCAGCAGCAGUACUACCAACAGGCGCCGCCCACCCUCACCUACCAGCAGGGGUACUCUGCGCCCCAACAGUACCUAUCGCAGCAGCAAGCGCUUGAGUACUCGUACGUGCAGCCCGACACUCAACAGUACCAGCAACAGUAUCAGCAACAGUAUCAGCAACCGUCCCAGGAGUAUCAGCAACUUUCUCAACAAUACCAGCAACCAACUCAGCAGUAUGAACAGUACGAAAAUGUCCAGUACGUAGCUGACAAUGGGCUGUCCCAGCCUGAGCAGAAGCAGGGCAUAGUUCAGCCGCAGUACUACUAUGUGCAACAGUACCAAGCGCCUAGUACUGCAGUUGAGUCUGUGGUGGAUCCCAAAGGAAGCGAGUACGUAUCUUUUGUGCCCAACUCGAUCCCCACCGAGCAGAAGUACGUUCAGCAGUACUCAGAAGAACCCCAGCAGCCACCAGCAAGCAAAUACACCACGAUCGCACCCAGCAAGAGCAAGCAUGCUCAGAAACAAGUGGAAUAUCGGGCGCCUACCAGAGGGCAGCAGGAGGGGCCGCUAUUCAAAAGAGAGCCGAAGAGUUUGCUCGACUCCUACGUGCCGUCUGUCGUGCAGCUGCGCUAUCUGAAGCAGCAGGGCAAGAGGUACUCAAAGUACUGAAGUGGAUGACAUGAAAAAUAGGGGCGUUCGUUGGCCAGUUCUCUAUAGGCGAAAAUCUACUGGGCAUUCGCCCCCCUAAUUGUUAUCUGAUCUGUACAUAUUAAAGAGCUAUUUAUUGUUGAA
This is a messenger RNA of Dendroctonus ponderosae (mountain pine beetle), 1262 nucleotides long. RefSeq names its product putative cyclin-dependent serine/threonine-protein kinase DDB_G0272797/DDB_G0274007. The coding region runs from base 192 to 1139 and encodes 315 amino acids. The transcript is spliced from 4 exons. The record is from RefSeq and is a predicted model, not a curated record. Lineage: Eukaryota; Metazoa; Arthropoda; Insecta; Coleoptera; Curculionidae.